CACCCCCGCCAAGCAUACGCAUCGUCACUUCCUUGGCCUUGUGGACCUGGUGCCUAACCACGAACGACACCUCUGCCUCAUUGGUUUCUGACCAAGCCGCUCGGCCGAACAACUCCGCCCCCUGCCUGACGCGCACUCGACCUGACACCUGAAAGCAAACACCACAAUGGACGUCCAAUGCCAGUGCGGCGCCGUCUCGUUCCGGACGCCCUCAUCCGUCCCCCAGGCCGUCUUCCACUGCCACUGCACCCAGUGCCAAGCCCAGUCGGCGUCGGCCUUUGGCACUUCAGCCGUCUUCCCCACAAACGGCAUCUUCCCGCUGAGCCCUGAGCUCGAGGCCAGGCUCGGGCUGUACAACCGCCCCGCCGAGCGCGCCGACAGCGGCCGCGUGGUGCGAUGCUACUUCUGCAAGACAUGCGGCGUCCGGCUCAUGCACCUCGGCAUCGAGAAGGACGGCAGCCCGAGGUCCUUUGUCUCGGUCAAGGGCGGCAACAUCAAGGGGCUUGACUGGAGCUCCGCCACGCACAUCUACACCGAAAGCGCCGUCGUGCCUAUCCCGGCGGGCGUCAAGUCGUUCCCCCGUGCGCCGUCGCCGUCCUCUUGAUCUUGCCAUAACCGCAAGAUAUAGAUUGCAGUCGAGAAUCAGAGCGACGACGUACAUAUUCUCUCCGAGAAGAGCCAGGGGGUGAGAUUGUUGCUUGUGAUUGCUUGUGUACUUUUUUCCUGCUCACUAUCUUUUCAGAUCUGUCCAGCCCCUGAGCACGAGACACAGCAUCAUGGGGCUUGACAAAGUUUACGCAUUGAGGCAUGUGGAAUCGCCAACAAGCUGCACCAACAUGCCGGUUGUCUUGUUUGCUCAGGUCGCUUUCUCUUUCUCACAUUCACUAAUCCCUAUGUAGUUAACUGCCCAUCAAUCUGCCUACCAAAUCAUCAUAUGCCCACCUAUUCAGGGACACGCCUGGGCAACUCGUUUGCGUAAACAAGGUUCGCGGCUACAAACAAAGCCACUGAGCUGAAAUCUGCUUCUUGACU
Gaeumannomyces tritici R3-111a-1 is the source of this 1032-nucleotide messenger RNA. RefSeq lists its product as hypothetical. The transcript has a single exon. Gene Ontology annotation, molecular function: carbon-sulfur lyase activity. Lineage: Eukaryota; Fungi; Ascomycota; Sordariomycetes; Magnaporthales; Magnaporthaceae. The record is from RefSeq and is a predicted model, not a curated record. Bases 167 to 604 code for a protein of 145 amino acids.